Molecule: messenger RNA, 859 nt
Organism: Pteronotus mesoamericanus
Lineage: Eukaryota; Metazoa; Chordata; Mammalia; Chiroptera; Mormoopidae
Exons: 3
Coding region: 1-618 (205 amino acids)
Source: RefSeq, a predicted model, not a curated record
AUGAUCCAUCCAGAUAAAUGUGAGGACAGAGAAGAUGGAAGCACUUGUAACAAUAAAAAUAAGCAAUUGCACCCUCCCAGCCUCUGCCCCCCACCACGGUGCAGGCACAGUCGCCGCAACUGGUCUUCAUUUAGUCUGAGAGAGCUUCUCUGGCGCCGCACCGCAAGCCAGAAGACGGCUUCCAUCCAGCUCACCCCAUGCCAGGCAGGAGUGUCCUUAACCUGGGACGGCAGUGACUGCGUGAGCAGCAGGAAAAGCAGCGACAACCGUAAAGAACUGACGGGUAUCGACGCAGCGAGCCAGGCCUCAGAAGAGGAAAAGCAGAAGAAGCGGAGUUUUGCUGCAGGCGGCGUGCGGAGGUCGCGCAGCAAAGAGGAGCGCCAAGGGUGGCAGAGGACCGGCGCGGUGGAAAUUGCUGAGGUUUGCCCAAGGCCGCAGCCUCGGAACUGCCUGAAUACAUUUGGAGCGGCGGCGUCGGCAGGGAGAAGAGAAGGGAGAGAGAAAGAGAGGAACAUCAGUGUGAGAGAGAAACAUCAGUUGGUUGCCUCUCGUGCGCCCCCAAAAGGGAACCUGGCCUGCAACCCAGGCAUGUGCCCUGACAGGGAAUUGAACCAGUGACCUCUUGGUUUGCAGGCUGGCUCUCAGUCCACUGAGCCACACCAGCCAGAGUGAGAUGAUAAUUUUUAAAAAAUGUAUUAAUGUGAAUAAAAUUACUUGCUCUUGUUAAACCAACCUUGCAUUUCUCAGGUAAACUGAACUUGGGGGGGGUGUGUGUGUGUAUGUGUAUUUCUUUAUACAUUGCUACUCUUGGUAUGCUAAUAUUUGUUAACUUUUUAAAAUCUCUGUUCAUGGAUUAAUA